AUUUCUUAUCAGUCUCAGCGCAUCAUGGCUUUCAAAGAGAUGGCUCUUGUUCUCUUUGCUCUCCUUUUCCUACCUUUAAUGGCUUCCCAGCCUCAGUCCAGCUCUAUCGAGCCCUGCAAAGUGCUUGUAAUCAGAACAAAGUUAGAGUAUUACAACGUAACCAAGAAUAUCACUUACUGCUGCACUAACUGGUGCAAUAACUACUGCAUAGGAACUGAAGUUGUAACGUUAAACAGAACAGUCUAUUUUCAAGACUUUGAUUGCUGCCCUGGUUAUGGAGGGCCACAAUGUCUACCUGUUUGCUCCAGCCCUUGUCAAGGACCAAACAAAGCUUGUUUAAGACCUGAUAUAUGUGGCUGCAUAUCAGGAUGGACUGGCAAUAACUGCCAGAAAGUUAAUGGGCUGCAUCAUGUCUCAAUCAGUGAUGCAUCAGUUCAACUAGGAUGGAGUUUGCCCUCAAAUAACAAUUCUAACGGAUAUAUCGCACUCUGUUCCAACUCAUCUCAUUCUCUCAAUGAGUCCAUUGAUCCUGGAGGGAAUAAGACCACUAUCAGUGGCCUCAUUCCAUAUUCUGUUUACAAGUGCUGUGUUGUCUCGUUGCUAAAACAAGGGAAUGGAACAGAGUCAUGCAUAUCGGUGGAAACACAACAAAAAGCUCCAUCGUCUCCAAUUAAUCUCAGAGCUGAGACAAUUUCUAAUACAACACUCCUCAUACAGUGGGACCAACCAGUAGCACCCAAUGGGAUCAUAAGGAACUACACCCUCAUCAUUAAUUAUGGUGGAUCCACGAUUGAUCGAAUAUCUGUUGAUGGACAGUUGAGGAUGUAUCUCUUGAAUGGGCUGAGCAUCUAUCAAAGUGUACAGAUAAGUAUUGCUGCUAGGACUGAUGCUGGAAUGGGUCCAGCAGCUAAUUAUAUCACUGCUAACGUACAGCAGACUAUGGCUUCUCCUACUCCGCUCUCACUAGAGAAGAGUACAAAUUUGCUGUCUGUUACUAAUCACCAAACCACAUCCCACCUCGUCUGGACUCCGCCCUCAAAUACCAUAUACGCUGUAAAGUAUUAUCACUUAACCCUCCACACCGUUCAACUAUCAAGACUAAUAAACAAAUGGACACUCCGCCCAAAUCAAGUCUUUAAUAUCAUAUUGACAUUAAACCCAUAUGUGCCAUACAGAUUGGAUGCUUUGCUAAUGACUGAUGGAAGAAGUACAGGAAUGAUUUCUAGUGAUGUAUUCUUCACAAAGGAAGGAGCCCCUACUGCUUAUCCAAGCAUAUCCAGUGCUGUGCGAGCAGAACCAAAUGAAGGAAGGCUCUCCUGGUUACCACUUGACCUCUGGGACAGUCAAGGAGUCGUAAAGAACUACACAAUUUCUUAUGCUCAAUCGUCUUCUAAUGAAACGUGUGGAAAUACUGUCAAUACAAAGACUGUUGUGAUAGUGAGCAGUUCCGAGACCCAGGGACUCUCUCACUCACUUAAUAGUCUUAAUGUACAGAGUCCUUACUGCAUUAAAAUACAAGCAAGUACUAGCUCUGGUCCUGGGCCUUUUUCUCCUAGUGUAUUACUACCAACAUAUGCUAGUACUAAAAUCUGUGUACUGUUGAGUGGUGUCUACAACUGCAGCAAAUGGAUCUUAGAGGAUCUCAAUGAGAAGAUCAGUAAUGCAAGCGUGGCUGUAGUUAACUCUCUCAACCAAGCUUGUUCCUGUUCCAUCACUACAAGUCAUCUUGUCCAAUCAUCUCUUACAUGCAACUCAAGAAGAAUUGACGGCAGUGCAUUAUUCUGUACUACUGUCAUUGGAACUAGUAAAACCAGCAGUCAAAGAUUGAGGGACCUUUUAAUAGAAAGACUACCGAGAAAUUCUCUUUUAUUAUCUGGACUGAAUCUCAAUGUUAGUAAUGUAUGUGAAACUGAGGACUGUCCACCAUUGGGUACUACGGGACAGAAUGGGGAGAAUGAUGAGGACUUCUUUAAAGUAUUCUCAGUCAUUCUAUCUAUAGUGCUUGGGCUGUUUCUUCUGCUGGAGAUCUUCACUUGUGUACUCCUCGCCAACUAUUGUAAUAAGUAUCACAGCAAGAAGUCAAAUCAGCCUCAGCCACCAUUAUACCUUUGCUCUUCCUCAACAGCGAGUGAAGUUACCAGUAGCUCCGACGAGAAGAUGUCAAUAUCUACAAUUGGUAAAUACUCCAGCAACUUCAGUAGCGGCACUACAGUAUAAAGGACCACUUCAAAUACACACAUAUAUACAGCAAUGACUGUCAUUAUUAUAUUAUAUCUCUUCAUCUAUAUCUCUUCAUUGUAAUAAAUAUUGUAUUUUUAAAGAUUUUAUUUAGUCAACAUUGAUUUUUAUAAUAAUUAUAAAUAAAUAAUAUUUUUAUCUCUCAAAAAUUGAUAUUUUUAUUAUAAUAAAAAUUUACAAUAAUUGCCAUCAUCAUUUUUAUCGAGAGACGUCUCUACAAUACAAUGAAGCCAUUCUAAAACGAAUAGCGAAAGAUAAAUAAAUAAAAGUAGAUAAACACAGAGGAUAGAGCAAAUAUUUCCUUCUGCUAAACAAUCGCUGGAACAUAAUAAUAAUUAUUAAACACUAAAAAGAUCAGUCCUGCUGGAUUAGAGA
Messenger RNA from Amphimedon queenslandica, 2613 nucleotides. Its product is annotated as receptor-type tyrosine-protein phosphatase delta-like. The record is from RefSeq and is a predicted model, not a curated record. The transcript is spliced from 13 exons. Lineage: Eukaryota; Metazoa; Porifera; Demospongiae; Haplosclerida; Niphatidae. Bases 25 to 2217 code for a protein of 730 amino acids. Gene Ontology annotation, molecular function: protein binding.